UUUCUACACUACGAAAUUUCAUUACAUUAUACAUUGAAAAGAGUUUCAAUUGUCAAACAUUAAAAACUAUUAUUAUAUUUGCAUAUUUUGUCAUGUAGCAUUGAAAAAUACAUAUUGGAUGAAUGUCCACAUGUUAUCCGAAGACUUAAAUUUAUAAGUUAUUUUCAAAAAAUUUAAUGUCAGUUUGAAAUAUAUAUUAAAUAUCAAAAUGUUGAGGUUGAAAACACUGACGAAUACAAUCCAAAUAAAUGAAAAAUUAAAUACUUUGAAUCCCACAGAUUUAUCACUAGAAAUACUUUAUUUAAUGGGGGGUAAACCGAUCCAGAAUAUAGUCCGCAUGGGACUUCAGAACGCGUUGAAACGAGCAAUGGCGUUGAUGAGACACCAUCAAUGGAUGGGAAAAUAAGCAACGUGUUGUUUAAGUUGAAGCCGAUCCUCAAUUUGCUGGAGACGAUGUUCGCCAGGAAUCUCAGACCGAUGCCAGUGAUGUUUGAGAAUAUGUUGAAGACGAUCAGAGAAAAAUAUCCCGACAGGCCUUUCUAUGCCACGUACGAGAGAAGGAUGGCUUCAGGGUCCAUAGUGGUCUGGCAGACGAGGAAGACCGCCCCGAUACAGAGCGUGAGGGACGACGAUGUCAAGAUAAUUUAUCCGGCCUAUAAGGACGUCAAUCUUGAGGUCAAGUUAGACGAGGCCAGGAGGUUCGUCAAUAAAGUCAAGUUCACGAUAAAACUAGUCGAAGAAUCAUCUUUGUCAGAAGAAGACAAGUCUAUGUUCAGUUCUCUUCUCAAAUCCAUCCUAAAAAUGAUGUCACAGAACGCGGCUUGGGUGAUGAACUGCUCGUUGAAAAUAGAGGAACAGGUUAGCAGUCUCAAAACUAUGCUAAACAUGAAAAGAGUCAACAAAAAGGAUUUGGCCAAAAUAAAUGAGCAGCUGACUAAAGCAGUACGAAAGUUUAAUGAAAAGUACAUCUGUUGGAGAAAAGCAGAACAGAACUUCUGGUAUAGGGUCGAACCAUUCCUCGGCCUUCUGGCCACUCAGGUUUCGCAGUCGCUAAUAUUACAAAAAAAGCAUUUAAUGUACAUGAAUAAAUGUAAAUAAACAUUUCCAAA
Cimex lectularius (bed bug) is the source of this 1109-nucleotide messenger RNA. RefSeq lists its product as uncharacterized. Bases 391 to 1098 code for a protein of 235 amino acids. The transcript is spliced from 2 exons. The record is from RefSeq and is a predicted model, not a curated record. NCBI's taxonomy places the organism in Eukaryota, Metazoa, Arthropoda, Insecta, Hemiptera, Cimicidae.